CUCUAACCCUAGCCGCCUCUCUCUUUUCCCUCUUCUUCUUUUCCGCCUCCCUCCUCUCUCCCUCUCUCCCUUUCACCGCCGCUCCCACCUCCCACCAUUUCCGCUCCAUCCACUUCUCCUUGUACCCCCACGCCUCACGCUCCUUCCACUUCUCUUUGUCUCCCACUCCUAUCGCUCAUACGCUCCUCUCUCUCUAUUCUUAAACCAAACAAAGCCCUAUAAAUUCAGGGCGAAGUUUUCGGUUAAAGGGGGGGAUUUUUGGAAUGGUCGAGAGACGGGAGCCGAAAUAAAAAAAAAAAAAAAAAAGGGAUUGAACACGAUUUGAAGAAUUUCUGGGCUUGGAAUUCUGUUUUAGCCACUUAGAUUCCUCUGAAAACAUUAAUAUUCUUAAGCCUUAACAUUUUCGGGUAGCGAUUCAAAAUAGCAAACCAUAUUUUUACUCCUUUUCUCCCCCCUGCAACUAAAUUUCGAUUUCAAGCAUAGACGAGUUGAGGUUCGCUCGUGUUCGGGUCUAUUCAUAACGAGAAUGUAGAUUCGACGACUUCGACGCCUCAGUUCAUUGCGCGCGAAACAGGACAUCCUGGAAAAGGAAUAUUUGGCCUUGGAUAGAGGUAAUCGAUCUGGAUGAAGUUUUUCAGCCAUGCUAGUUAUGAGAAAUAGUAGAAGACCUAAAUCUUUCAUUUAUAAUCUGUCAAGGACAUCUUUCGUGUUCAACCUCUCGUUAGGAGAUUCAGCUGUGCAAUUCAAUGCCAACACCAAAAUGGACACCAUACAAUGCGAUAUUUUCUUAAAACCACUCUCUUCAGGUUCCAAUAAGGUGACGUUAAUAAUAUCCUCUGGUGCUGCAGGUGCUAUAAGGACUGCUACUCAAGCUAUACCUGCUUUAAUCUGUUGGAAACUUUGGAAGGCUAGGUGUGCACUCAGAUAUGGUAACAAAAGAACAAUUGUCACUACAAUAUGCAAUGAGGUUCUAUUUCAUCUCAAGGUUUAUUUUACUAGAAACAAUUUCCAUAACAAUUCAGAAUUCUUGGCACCAGCUAUGUCAAUUUAUUGA
Lycium barbarum (goji berry) is the source of this 1054-nucleotide messenger RNA. RefSeq lists its product as uncharacterized. The coding region runs from base 641 to 1054 and encodes 137 amino acids. The record is from RefSeq and is a predicted model, not a curated record. The transcript is spliced from 4 exons. NCBI's taxonomy places the organism in Eukaryota, Viridiplantae, Streptophyta, Magnoliopsida, Solanales, Solanaceae.